Messenger RNA from Penicillium cosmopolitanum, 459 nucleotides. It is a transcript of the gene rps21, whose product is annotated as 40S ribosomal eS21 domain-containing protein. The coding region runs from base 1 to 459 and encodes 152 amino acids. Gene Ontology annotation, molecular function: structural constituent of ribosome. Gene Ontology annotation, biological process: translation; endonucleolytic cleavage in ITS1 to separate SSU-rRNA from 5.8S rRNA and LSU-rRNA from tricistronic rRNA transcript (SSU-rRNA, 5.8S rRNA, LSU-rRNA); endonucleolytic cleavage to generate mature 3'-end of SSU-rRNA from (SSU-rRNA, 5.8S rRNA, LSU-rRNA). The transcript is spliced from 3 exons. Gene Ontology annotation, cellular component: cytosolic small ribosomal subunit; ribosome. Lineage: Eukaryota; Fungi; Ascomycota; Eurotiomycetes; Eurotiales; Aspergillaceae. The record is from RefSeq and is a predicted model, not a curated record.
AUGCAUCCAUGCAACGGCGACUGGAUUAUGUGGUUCCAGGCCCACGCACACCGCCUUUCCACCACGCCAGCCCUCGACAAAGAAUCACAUGACCCACACAAAUCAUUUGAGUCCCGAUUUGUGCGGACCGAAAAACCCUCCACCUCCAACCUCACCGUCGCCCGUCCAAUCCUCUACACCAAACCCGCCAAAAUGGAGAACGAGAAGGGAGAGAUCGUCGAUCUCUACGUGCCCCGCAAGUGCAGCGCCACCAACCGCAUCAUCAAGGCCAACGACCACGCCUCUGUCCAGCUCUCCGUUGGCAAGGUUGACGAGAACGGCCGCUACACCGGCGAGAGCGAGACCUACGCUCUCUGCGGCUUCAUCCGUGCCCGCGGCGAGUCCGACGACUCCUUCAACCGCCUUGCCCAGAAGGACGGCUACCUCAAGAACGUCUGGUCCGCCAACCGUCAGCGUUAA